GCGGUCGCGAGCUUGCAGUUGCAACCUGCAGAGAUGAGCAGAGAACAAACCAUCAAGAUACUCCGACUCGUUCCGAAGCGCUUCUGCGCAUUCCAUUUCUAAAACGACGCAACGGAUCGCAAUGGUGUCGGUCGAUGUGUACCGCCGCCACGACGCCAUGAGCCCGGCCUGCGCGCUCCUGCGGCCGUACGCGGGCGCCGUCGGGCUUGUCGCGAUCCUCCUCUUUGGCUUCCUCCUUGGCUGCGACGAAGCCGCGCCGGCGCCGGCGAUUGCAGGCUGGACCGCGACGCUCGCUGGCACGCUGCGCUUCUACCCGCAGCUGUGCCUCAACUGGCAGCGGCGCAGCGUCGUCGGUCUCUCGCUGGACGCGCAGGUCUAUGCCGUUUUUGGGUUUGGUGCCUACGCGCUCUUCAACUGCGGCUUCUCGUGGACGGCGAAUGCGCACACCAACCCGCUCCUGUCACCCAUGUCAAUUUACGUCAACCUCCACGCGCUCUUGCUGUCGAUGCUGCUCUUGUACCAAUGCACGAUCUUCAAGCGCGGCUCGCAAGUCGUCUCGACAAGGUGCCAAGUGCUCGUCUGCGCCGCUCUCAUGCUCAUAUUACUCUUCCUUGGUCUCGGUCUCCUUCUCGAUGUCUCGGCGUUCACGUGGCCUAGCUUCGUGUCGCUCACGUGUUAUCUGCAUGUGCUGUUGACGGCCAUCAAGUACGCGCCACAGAUCGAGCUGCAGUACGAGCGCAAGUCGACGCGCGGCUUCUCGGUCUACGGCGUCGUGUACGAUUGCGUCUACGGCGGCGCGACGCUCGCCACGCUGCUAGCGUCCAAGGCUGCGUCGGCGAAUCCGUGGCUGCUCGCAAUCGCGUGCAUGACGAUCGCCUGCAACGCCAUCUUGCUCCUCCAGCACUUUGCCCUCUACUGGCAGCAGCCACCACUGGACGACAGCGACGACUGCACGCUCCAGGAGCGCCGUGCACUCAUUCACAUUUAAGACAGCAUUCCAUAGUCUAUUCUAUAUAUACGUGAGAAGUACAGUCAGCGUUGGCCCAGCGAAACGACGAGGGGUAGGGUAGACCAACCCUACACCUAGUGACCGACGCAUGGCAACGUGGGCGAUGCACCAGAAGAGUCACAUCGCACUCGUCGAUGACGUUGUUGAA
Molecule: messenger RNA, 1157 nt
Organism: Saprolegnia diclina VS20
Lineage: Eukaryota; Oomycota; Saprolegniomycetes; Saprolegniales; Saprolegniaceae
Exons: 1
Coding region: 122-988 (288 amino acids)
Biological process (GO): L-cystine transport
Cellular component (GO): vacuolar membrane
Molecular function (GO): L-cystine transmembrane transporter activity
Source: RefSeq, a predicted model, not a curated record